Molecule: messenger RNA, 1170 nt
Organism: Saccharomycodes ludwigii
Lineage: Eukaryota; Fungi; Ascomycota; Saccharomycetes; Saccharomycodales; Saccharomycodaceae
Gene: SUA7
Product: transcription factor TFIIB
Exons: 1
Coding region: 1-1170 (389 amino acids)
Biological process (GO): transcription initiation at RNA polymerase II promoter; transcription preinitiation complex assembly
Cellular component (GO): transcription preinitiation complex; nucleus
Molecular function (GO): RNA polymerase II general transcription initiation factor activity; TBP-class protein binding
Source: RefSeq, a predicted model, not a curated record
AUGAGUUUCCAAGUCAACGCCACUGCCACUGCAACAGCAGCAGGUGCACCUAGAAGACAUGGUCCUAAUUUAAAUAUUGUAAUUUCCUGUCCUGAAUGUAAAGUUUAUCCACCAAAAGUAGUUGAACGUUUCAGUGAGGGUGAUAUAGUUUGUGCCUUGUGUGGAUUAGUCUUGAGUGAUAGAAUUAUCGAUACCCGUUCUGAAUGGCGUACCUUUUCAAAUGAUGAUCAAAAUGGAGAUGACCCAAGCCGUGUCGGUGAAGCCUCUAACCCCUUAUUAGAUGGCUCGCAUCUAUCCACGAGAAUUGGUCCCAACACAGUUGGUGGUGACUUAAAAAUGACCAGAGAAUUGAACCGUGCACAGAGUAAAAGUAUUGUUGACAAAAGAGACAACGAGUUGCAAGUGGCUUAUGCUAAAAUUACUGUUAUGUGUGAUGCAGCAGAAUUGCCCAAGAUUGUUAAAGAUUGUGCAAAAGAAGCCUAUAAAAUUUGUUUCGAAGAAAAAAUCUUGAAAGGUAAAUCACAAGAAAGUAUUAUGGCUAGUGUCAUCUUGGUUGGGUGUCGUAGGGCUAAAGUUGGUAGAUCUUUUAAGGAAAUUUUAUCCUUGACAAACGUUAAAAAAAAGGAAAUUUACAAGACUUUUAAUAUUAUCAAAAAUGUGUUAAAAGAAAAAAAUGCCACCGGGUUUGCCAAUAUCGAUACAGCAAACAUUUCUUCAGGCCAAACCUCUGCAGAAACCUUUAUUCCUCGUUUUUGUUCUCAUUUGGGGUUAUCUGUCCAGGUUGCUAAUGCAGCUGAAUAUAUUGCUUUACACUGUAAAGAUAUCAAUGUAUUGGCUGGUAAGUCUCCAAUCACCAUUGCUGCUGCCGCGAUUUAUAUGUCUAUUUUGUUAUUUAAUUUGGAUCUAAGUCCAGCACAGGUUUCACGUACUUUGCAAGUUACUGAAGGUACCAUCAAGACAGGAUAUAAAACUUUAUAUGAACAUAAAGAAAUAGUUAUUGAUCCAAGAUUAAUAGAAUCCGGUAAGGUUAGAAUCGAAAACUUACCUAAACCAAAUGAAAGAGCUGCGAAUGGCACAGCGGCAACUAAUACAAACAUUCCUGUAAUUACACCAGCAGCUACACCGGCACCUGCUUCAUUAAAAGAGGAAGUUAAAACAGGGGGAAAAUAA